Paramecium sonneborni is the source of this 1569-nucleotide messenger RNA. NCBI's taxonomy places the organism in Eukaryota, Ciliophora, Oligohymenophorea, Peniculida, Parameciidae. The record is from the annotation of a GenBank genome assembly.
AUGAAAGAUGAUUAAGAAUAAUAGAGAAUUCCAGAUGCAUAUAGAGUUUUUGUACUAAUUUCAAUCACAAAUUUACUUGUGAGUCUUGACCAUGGUAUAAUUCCAGCAGGUUUAUAUAAUAUUUAAAAAUGUAAAGCAAGUGUUUAAGUUCAAAAUGCACUGAAAUUAUCGAAUUAAGAAUUAGGCGUAUUAGGUUCAUUAGUAUAUGCAGGGACUGUGGUAAUGGGAUUUGGGGCCUCUUUCAUAUUUUUAAAAUACAAUCCAUUAAGAGUUAUUGAAAUCAGUAUGAUUACUAUGAUUUUGAGUCUUUUUGUAUUUACAUUGCAAUUUGAUAUUGCAUGGCCUUAUUAUUUAAGUCGAUUUAUAACAGGGGCAGCUUAAGCUCCAUUGAUAGUUUAUUUUCCUGUUUGGGUGGACACAUUUGGUUAAGAUAACAAAACAGUAUGGUUAACAAUUCUAUAAGGAGGAGUUCCAUUUGGAGUAUUUGUUGGAUAUGUAUUGGCAAGCGUUAUUGCAGCAUAAUGGAAUGUAAUUAUAUUUAGAAAUAAUAAAAGUGGCGAUGGGCAUUUUAUUUAUAAAUUGUAGUACUUAUACCAAGCAUUGCAUUAUUAUCUCGAUAACCAUAAUAAAAUAUAGAUGUUAGACCAUAUGUUAAAGACAAUAAUAAUACAUAUGAAAAGAUGCCUUAUUUUGAAUUGAUUAAAUUAACCUUUUAAUCUAGGUCAUAUGUUGUAAUGACAAUAGUAUUGGGAUUGUUAUAUUUUUCAGUAACAGGAAUAUAAUUUUGGAUUUCUAAUUAUUUAGUUACAGUCUUGUGCUUUAAUCAAGGUCUAGUUAAUACACUUUUUAGUUUAGAUUCAAUUACAGGUCCUACACUUGGAUGUGUAUUAGGUAAAAUAUAUAUUUCUAGUUUAUUUUUAGGAGGAUUAGUAACUCAACAUUAUGGAGGAUAUGAUUCUAAGAAUGCUUAUUAUAUAACUAGCAUUGCAGCUGUUUUAGGUUCAUUAUCUUCAAUAUGUGUAACACUGACAAAUAAUAUUUGGGCCAUUACAGGAUUUAUUUGGUUACUUCUCUUUUUUGGAGGUGCUUUGGUACCAAUUAUUACUGGUAACCAAUUGAAUAAUAAAACUUAUAGGAAUUAUAUUAUCAUCAGUCAAUUAAGGAAUGCGAUCAUUUGCAAAUUCUAAUACAACUACUUAUGUGAAUUUAUUUGGAUAUCUACCAGCUCCUAUUGUUUAUGGUUAUUUGUCAUCUAUCUCUCCUAAUUUAGGAUAUUAUUGUUUAAUGUAUUGUCCAAGCGUAGGAUGUUUAAUGAUUCUAUGGACAACUUAUCACUAAAGAAAAAAUGAUUGUUUUAUUGCAGAUAAAUCUAUAGAUUCUAUGGAAAUGCAUCCUCCUUCAGCUAGAAGUACUUCAGUGAUGUAAAUAAUAUAGAAUUUUCAUAAUCAAUCUGAUGGUAAUUAUAAAAUAAUUAUAAUAUAAAUAGAUUUUGUUAAGGAAGUACUAGAAUUUCAUGCAACCCCAAUUAAUAAUAUAACUACAACUCUUUACUACGAAAAGUAAUUGUGA